AUGAAGAAAAACAACCGCUACCACCAUUGCAAGGCCAAGAGCACGACCAAGAAGUCCAAGUAUGCGUUUUCGCCACAGCGAGAGCGCCAGGAAGUUCACGACAAGCUAACAUCGGAGCGCCACAAAGGUAAGGACCCUGAUACUUAUGUGCAUAGUCAGAUCCGAUCCGGUGCCCUGCUUUGCAAGUCUCUCCCCGGCGUGUUGACUCGCGCGUACGACUACCAGUUUGGCAUUGAAGGUCCCUCGAUAAUGCACUGCAGCUUUAUGGACAGAAAGAAACGUAUGGAGUGGAUAGACUCGGGCAGUGCCAAUUUCUCGAACUUUUCGGCGACAGCGGACUUCGAACCAGCUCCAGCAGCCACCAGCAUCAACGACGUUGUUGGUGCGGUGCGCGUUUUCCAGGUGUUCGCGCGCGAAUACUGCGUCACUAGCGCGAUUGAGCUGGUGGAUGCCAUCAUUGGAUUUAUUGAGGCCAAGAUUAUGGCUCUGCGCUGGGAACCGGAGGACAUACCGGCCUUUGUUUACUGGGUGAACGACGUUCUCGAAAGCUACCAAAAUGCAGUCGCGUCUUCGGAUAAAGAUCCGGGUGCUAUUCGACUUCGAUGCACGCUGGAUGACCCCCUUCUGCUUGAAAUAUUGCAAGAAGUCCAAGAACGGCGAAUUCAGCAAUUAGAACAGAUGAGCUCAACGAGUAGAGCACCCUUUGGCACGGUCGAAGCAACGCAGGCCAUCCCGGGCCGAAGUCGCCGGCUCUGCAUGCGGUUUCUAUCGAAUGCAGGGUGUGAUGCCGAUCUUCAUGAAGGAGCUCACGACGGCCGGGCCCACUUUGUUCCGAAAACGCUAGACGCCUUGGUCAAAGUCGAGAUCGAGAAGCGCUUCGAUGGACUGAAGCUGCAAUACAAACACUUAUGA
Molecule: messenger RNA, 912 nt
Organism: Phytophthora sojae
Lineage: Eukaryota; Oomycota; Peronosporomycetes; Peronosporales; Peronosporaceae
Exons: 2
Coding region: 1-912 (303 amino acids)
Source: RefSeq, a predicted model, not a curated record